Molecule: messenger RNA, 3065 nt
Organism: Carassius carassius (crucian carp)
Lineage: Eukaryota; Metazoa; Chordata; Actinopteri; Cypriniformes; Cyprinidae
Product: general transcription factor 3C polypeptide 2-like
Exons: 19
Coding region: 249-2762 (837 amino acids)
Biological process (GO): transcription by RNA polymerase III
Cellular component (GO): transcription factor TFIIIC complex
Molecular function (GO): protein binding
Source: RefSeq, a predicted model, not a curated record
ACGCGCAGGUUUAAAAGCUCUGUGGCGGCAGUGCUGGACAGGGGGCGCUAGUGAGCAAGCGAGCGUUACAACAUGGCGGCGACGGCAAGCUGAUGUCAAAAAUGCUUUAGCCAAAAGUGCCGUGGAAAUCAGCACAUUUCCGUACACCACGAAAGAAUAUAAACGUCUUGAAACUAGGAACGAACACAUUGCACGUGACUGGCAUCUGACCGCAUGCUGGCAGCAGUUCUGGGGAAGAACAGGUAUUAAUGGCUGCUGCUGCCCUGAAGUUGGGCAAGCAGAAGGGCGAAGAAAUGGGUUUGCCAUGUGAAAAAGACACUGAUGACCAGUCCGCACCGAUUAACCAUGAGAGUAAAGGAGCGACUCAGGAUUCAGGUGAAGUUCUUGACUCUUCAGCGUUAGAGAUGCAAAUGCCUGGACACACACCUAGCUCUGAGGGUCCCCCAGGCGUGGACCAGGAAGACCCAGUUAAUACAGAGGGAAACCAAAAGAAGCAAGGACCAAAGGCAAAGACUCCCGCCAGAAGGAAAAGAAAGGAGAUCGUUCCACAGACUCCACCACAACAUGACAGUUCAGCAGUCUCUGAUACCUCUGAACUCACUUCUAGUGGUCGGCCCAAGAGGAGAGCUGCGAAAGUUGCUUUAGAUUAUCUCUACAAUCUUGCCAAGGAUCUUGGUGCUCCAUCAGAAUCCUCCAUGAAAGAUACGGCCAAAUCUGGUGAAGUAGAUGGCACUGACAAGAAAACGAAAACGCCAAGGAGAAGGGGGGUGAAAAGAAAAAUUCCAGAUCAUGAAAGCGACUUAGAUGACGAUGAGGACUUUUCCCCAGGAAAGAAUGAAGAGGCAGAGAGUGAAGAUGAAGAAGAUGAUUCAGAGCCAGACGUCAGCUUGAACGUGGAGCGCAGAGUAUCCAAAGUAUCCAGCAGACCACCCAGAGGAAACUAUCAGUGUCCGCUUCCAAGUGGAUUGGCUAAAAAUGUCAUGGAGACUGUUUGGAACUGUUUUAGUAGGACCAAAAAAUUCCGGGAUGAAAACUUUUCCCCCUGGGCAUUUCCAGAGUGGAUUCCUUCUGCCAAAGAUUGGCACUUCCUGUCUAGCAGUGAGGCUGAAAAAUAUUUGCCCCAAGAGAAGGAAUCUGCUUCUUUUGCCUUUACACGGGAAAGUAUUAAGGGACAGAUCAAACUGCAAUCGGUGAAGAGGUUUGAAUCAUUGCCACAUCAUUCUGAGCGUUGGGAUGCUCUUUUCUUUGUGGGGGGUCCUGUGCGGUCUUUGGAAUGGUGCCCAUGUCCUGACGGGGCGGCCACAAGACAGUAUGCUGCCAUCUACUGCCACAAAGGCAUGGAUGAUGAACACAAAAUCAACAAACUGCACACAGGCCCCGUCUUACUACAGCUGUGGGGAAUUGGAGAUCUUGAGUGUAAAAGCAGGCCCUCGACUGCUCCUCAUCUAGCAUAUGCUUUGGCGAUAGAUGACGGAUGCAUCUGGAAUAUAAGGUGGUGUCCUGCGGGAGUGUGGGAGCUGCCCUCUACCAGCAGAAAGGCUCCACAGAUGGCUAGAUUAGGUGUUUUAGCAGCAGCUUUCUCUAAUGGGAGCAUUGGUGUCUACAGUCUUCCACACCCAGAAGCCCUUGCAGCACACCAUCAGAGUAAAGGUGAAACCAGCCAAGCACCGCUGAUAUGCCGGGUGAAGAAGGUUCUGACUUUGAAGAUGGGCUCUAGCCAGGCAGAUCAUAAAGGUCAAAGUGGUCUGUGCUUUGCUAUGGACUGGGUCCACGUCAAGCCACAUAACCUCUUGGCUGCUGGCUUCUAUGAUGGUCUGGUUGGUUUGUGGGAUCUUGCUAGUAAAUCUAUGCUACUGAAGGUCAGGUCUCCAGAUGGUGGUGUGUCUCUCUACCCUUACCACUGUUUCCAUGCUCAUGAUGAGAACAUCAGGACCCUGUGCUGGUGCAGAGCCUCAAGUAAUUUGUUGGUGACAGUCGGAGAUGACCGCAUGGCAAAAAUGUGGGAUGUGAGAAAAACCUACGUGCCUCUUCUGGCAGUAAAGCGCUGCUUGUCCCCUGAAGUGUACUGGCCCCUCUUUUGGAGCGGCAUCCUGAUGGCUCCAGAGUGUUGCUUUGCUACGUUUGGACAACAUGGAGUUCACUAUUUUGAUUCAGGUUACUUUGGAAUCAAGCCUUACUUUGUGGUUUCUAGAAAACCCACUAUUUGGAGCCUUUCGAUGUCUGACUGGAUAAAUACUUUUGCCAUUGCCGACAAUGGAGGAGAUUGUUUAUUUAGUUUGCUUCCUGAAAUGGACACCGAUCCCAGCUGUAUUAGACGACGGAGAUAUUCCGUGUACAGGACUGACAUGAUCCAGUUUGAACCCGGUCAGAGGCCUGGAGAUGAGGAACAGGAAGAGGAGGAAGUGGAAAAUGCUGCAAGUAAUCCUAGGAAGGAGCCAUUGAGCUACAAAGGAGCAAUCAGAAAGUACUAUCUCCACUUUCAUGACUUGGACCUGGGGACCUUUGCUAAGAGUGAAACUAGGCCCAUGAUGAAGCACCUGCACCAUCAUGAGGUCAAAGGUGUUGCUAAAGUGGACCAGAUGCCACUGAGCGCGCUCUACAAGGUCCGUUUUAACCCAAACAUGGAUGCAUACAACUGGAUCCUGUCAGGUGGGCAGUCAGGUUUGGUGCGUGUGAACUGUGCACGUGGACUGAGCAGCUCUUUGAUGCUCAAGCAGUUGCGUGAAGCUCAAGCCCAGUUUAGUGCCAUGUUCCAGUCUUAGGAUCCCCCUGAAUCUGCAACAGCUGUCCGUCACAGCACAGCGGAUACAGUACAAGUGCACUAGUCUCCACCCUCACACCCUCUCAGCUUUAUCCUGAAAUGGACUGUGCUGUCUUAAUAGGCUGAGAGACUUUUAUUUUUAGAAGAGUGAAUGCACACUUUUUAUCCUUAACUUAUAUCGAAAGAAGGAAAACUAUUUUGAUAAGCCUCUGCAUAUUCCUGUUUUUAUAAUUUUGUGCAUUUUGGUUUUUAGUACUGUACAAAGAGGAAAACCAUUUGAACUUCUUUGCACCAUUUUCAAGCU